CACACGUGUCAGUCUUUGUCUCUUGAUAGCACUCAGUUUUAUUAUCACACAACGACUAGUUAUGUUUUCCCUGCAUCUGGUAGAGAAAACAUUAGUUUUGGUAGUGUGCUGUUUUUAUUUCUUCAUUCUCUGUCAGUAGCUAAUCAUAGCUUAGAAUUGUAUUAGGCUGUUAGCAGUAUAUUGUAGAUAUGAGCAAUUAUAUAGGGCUACGGGUAAAACAUUCUGCAUUUUUGCGAAAAUGUUGCCUUUCAUGUUAACAUGUUUUUGUUGCAGUCUUUAUAGGAAACAUUGGCAACCUUUUGUGUACACAUGUUCUGAUAGGACCUCCCAUGAUAGGUUUGGGAAUGGGCACAAAGUCCACACAUACCUCACCACAUGAGGUGAUCAGGUGGCGUGUCUCCUCCAGGUCGGCAUGUGCAGAGCAUAAUGGAUCCAAAGCUGGGGCAAAAAUCAACUCUAUUGACAUCACACCAUGUGCAACUGAGCCAUGCCCGCUUGUGAAAGGACGCAACGUCUCUGUGAUUCUCGGCUUCACCACGAACAAGCAGAUAACGAAAGCCAGUGCUAUUGUGCACGCCAUCUUAGGCGGUGUCAGGGUCCCGUACCCUCUCCAGAACCCGGACGGAUGUAAGGAUUCAGGGCUGAAAUGUCCAUUAGCUGCCGGCGGAACUUACAACUACACAUCCUCCCUCCUAGUGUCAAAGACUUACCCGUCGAUCAAAUUGGUGGUUGAGUGGGAAAUAAAAGAUCAGGACGGAGAUGUCAUCUGGUGCUUCCAGGUCCCCGCUCAAGUUGGAGGCUAAGUUAAUAAGUUGGCACGUCACACUAUGGAAAGUCAUCCUUCUUUACCUAUCCCUCAGAAUGUACGAUAUGGGAAUAUAUAUAUGGGAGUAAAUUGGAACCUUUCAGAUGAUUCAAAUAGCUCGUUUCGCUAUCAUCUAUCUAAAGCGCAUCGUUCAUGACGGACUUAUCGGGGAAAUGUGUACUAUACCACUAAGUUGCUUUCGAUCACCUAUUAGUAACUCUUGCGUUCUUUUGUACUGAACGGUGAACAUGGCUUGGCCAUGGUGCUUCCCUCAAUAAAGUCUACGGUGUUAAAACUACGCAUAUGACCAAUAUUGUCAGUGAUUGAACUUUGCAUAUUGACUGUCCAGUGCCUGUCACCGUGUGCAUACAUUUUGUAUUGUUUUUACCUAUGAUAACUAAUCAACUAAUAGGUCAACCGAUUACUAAUCGUAAGGGGACAUUUAUAGAUGAUGCUGCCAGCUGGAAGAGUAGCUCACUGGUGACAAUAUUGUGGUAGCAGAAACGUAUUAAAAAUCAGAAAGCUGGUGAAUUAUCAAUCAAUUUUAGAUAUUCCAAUUGGAAACAGAGGCAAGGCAAAGUGAAGACGAAGUGAAUGAGUUAAUUUCCCCUGUUGUACAGGAGCCAAGGGAGUCUUUUUAAAACGCUUUGUCGCGGGGGUGGGAGCGCAACGCUGCUCUCCAACAAGAUCUCUUCAGUGCUACUUGCAAAAGAUAUUGGAUCAUAUUGGAGACUAUCUGAAACGUCUGGCCAUUUUCAAAAUCAUAUCCAGUUGUUCAAGUAAAUGCUUUUGGGCGUAAAUGGACAGCGUAAUUGCGACAUGAGACCUUUUAAGUUCCAUCACCCCCCAAAGCACUGGACUACCCCCUUGCGAAGUGGCAUCAUCCAAUACUCAGGAAGGUCAGGGGUCAGUUCUUAAGGCGGACAGGUACUGCAGGUUGGGUCGUCAGAACCAACUGUUACGGUUGUGUGUACGCCAAGUAUAAUGUGAGGUGUUUUCCGGAACAGCGGCCAAGGCGUUGUCUAGUCCUCCCAGUCCUGUAGUCUGUCGACAUUCAGCAGUCAACAUGGGCUGGCCAGACUUGAACUUGAGUAGUUCCACGCAGGUGACUUUAUGCGUAGCAACAGGUUGUGGGGUGGUUAUGGCAGGCCUUCUUACCUUAAGACAGCUGAAGAAGUGGAGGAUGAAGGGAAAGAAGACGGAACGCAGGAAGGAUGUCGUGUACCUGCAUGGCUUUCAACGUAUGAAGUUCACACCCAGCUUAAGUGGGCCCUGUCUGAAGGUGGAAACGUGGCUGAGAAUGGCUGGGGUCAAAUAUGAGUUUGUUGAUGCCUCAAAAAGUGGUCAGAGGUCCAAAUAUGGACAGCUGCCCUUUGUGGAGCUGAAUGGCACAGAGAUUGCAGACUCCAACAUCAUCAUCCAGCGGCUGGCCAGGCAGUUCAACGCAGAUUUGGACGCUGACCUUUCACCAGAGCAGCAGGCUGUGGCACUGACCAUCUCCCGUAUGGUGGAGGAGCACACCAAGUGGACCAUGUAUCAGUACUAUUUUGUGGACCGUCUGGACCUGUUCACUCAGCUAGUGGGGUUACCUGGGCCCAGGAUCAUCCACUGGCUUAUACGCAACAGGGUCUCAAAGAUGAUGCAGACCAAGUUGUACCACCAGGGUGUUGGCAGGCACAGUAAGACAGAAGUGUACCAGCUGGGAAAUGCUGACAUCAGGGCACUCUCUGCACUGCUGGGAGACAAACCAUUCCUCAUGGGGACCAAGCCUACCACAGUUGAUGCUUCAGUGUUUGGACAGCUGGCGCAGGUGGUUUAUACGCAGCUGCCGUCACCACACAGGCAGGUCAUUAUCAACUCCUGCGACAACCUGCUGGACUACUGCGACAGGAUCAAGGACCAGUUCUACCCAGACUGGGAACUGCUGUGUGCUGAAGGGCACUGAAGAUUAGUGUCAUGGAAAUGCCAACUACUGUUUGUGUGUUUACGGUGAAAAGCUUGAGACAACAAAUCCAUUAAAGGGAAUAUUGUUACAAUGCACAUGUAAUUACUCAUUGUUGAUGUUCAUCUAGACUAAAGGGAACUUCCAAUAUUAAAGCAUCACAACAUGCUGACCUCACCCCAUUAUAUAAAACUGAAUGAAAUCUAUAUGAUGUUAAGGACAGCAAGGAUACUGAUAUUACUGUGCUAGAACUGCCAAUGUGCUGGUAUGGGACUGAAGGAAAGUAGUGCUCUGUAACUCUUAAGAGGAACAGAAAAUUCAUUGAUGCUGCUUUGUACCUGUGCAGAUGAUGUCAGAGUGAAGGUUUGGUAGGUAAUUUCAGUUGGCUUUUCAGUUGACUUGAUGUUUGCAAAGUGGUAUUUUUUAAACAUAACAUUGUGCAGGCAGUGGCAUACUGGUACAGGAUGAUUGUACUUUUCAUUGAGCUUGCAAAUAAGACCUCUGCUGUAUCAUGUCUAAAAUUUGUGGUGUAAUAUAAUCAAAGUGUGCUGUUUAAGAGAAACUAAGAAUGUGGUCACAAAAAUGUAGAUAUUCUAGAUCUUGCUGUACUUUUUGAACAUUCCUAUGCAAAUGAAAACAUCUAAAUGGA
Molecule: messenger RNA, 3396 nt
Organism: Branchiostoma floridae (Florida lancelet)
Lineage: Eukaryota; Metazoa; Chordata; Leptocardii; Amphioxiformes; Branchiostomatidae
Product: failed axon connections-like
Exons: 9
Coding region: 1872-2750 (292 amino acids)
Cellular component (GO): cytoplasm
Source: RefSeq, a predicted model, not a curated record